CAGGCCCAAGCCUUAUACCUCACAAUUUCUCUCUACAAAGACAAUCGCAAAAAAAACACAGAGGCAAAAAUCAUAAACCUCUGUUUGUUGCCCUUCCGCCGUUCCAUUUCCCUUAAUCCCCAAAUCUCAUUUUGGGGUUUCUGAAAAAAACAUCCAAAAAAUUCUACCGUUCAAUGAUUUAUACCGUGUGAUCAAUCAAUCGUUUUCUUUUGGUGUUUCGUCGUUGGUUUGAUUUUCCCCUGGAGCAGAGAUGGCAAAAGCUAUCAGCCUCGAAGAGAUAAAAAAUGAGACUGUUGAUCUGGAGAAAAUCCCCAUUGAAGAAGUGUUUGAACAGCUGAAAUGUACCCGCGAGGGUCUGAGUGCCGACGAAGGAGCCAACAGGCUUCAAAUCUUUGGACCCAACAAGUUGGAAGAGAAAAACGAAAGCAAAUUACUCAAGUUCCUUGGGUUUAUGUGGAAUCCUCUCUCAUGGGUCAUGGAAGCUGCUGCUAUCAUGGCAAUUGCACUGGCUAAUGGAAAUGGAAAGCCCCCGGAUUGGCAAGACUUUAUUGGUAUCAUUUGUUUGCUGGUGAUCAAUUCAACUAUCAGUUUUAUUGAAGAAAACAAUGCUGGAAAUGCUGCUGCAGCUCUUAUGGCUGGACUUGCUCCCAAAACGAAGGUGCUUAGAGAUGGGCGCUGGAGUGAACAGGAAGCCGCUAUUCUGGUUCCAGGGGAUAUUAUUAGUGUCAAAUUGGGAGACAUCAUUCCUGCUGAUGCUCGUCUUCUUGAAGGUGAUCCUUUAAAGGUUGAUCAAUCUGCUCUUACUGGAGAAUCUCUUCCUGUGACCAAGAAUCCUGGGGAUGAAGUUUUCUCUGGCUCAACCUGCAAACAAGGUGAACUUGAAGCUGUAGUUAUUGCUACUGGAGUUCACACUUUCUUCGGGAAGGCAGCACAUCUUGUUGACAGCACCAACAAUGUUGGGCAUUUCCAGAAAGUGCUAACUUCCAUCGGAAACUUUUGUAUCUGUUCAAUUGCUGUUGGUAUGCUCGUUGAGAUUAUAGUCAUGUACCCAAUUCAGCACAGGAAGUACAGGGAUGGAAUUGACAAUCUGUUGGUGCUCUUGAUUGGAGGCAUUCCCAUUGCUAUGCCAACUGUGUUGUCAGUCACUAUGGCUAUUGGAUCACAUAGGCUCUCCCAGCAAGGUGCCAUCACUAAGAGAAUGACUGCAAUUGAAGAGAUGGCUGGAAUGGAUGUGCUGUGCAGUGACAAGACUGGUACCUUGACUCUUAACAAGUUGAGUGUUGACAAAAACUUGGUUGAGGUGUUUGCAAAGGGAGUAGAUAAAGAGCACGUGCUCCUCCUUGCCGCAAGGGCCUCUAGAGUAGAAAAUCAGGAUGCAAUUGAUGCUUGCAUGGUCGGAAUGCUUGCAGAUCCAAAGGAGGCACGAGCUGGUAUCAGGGAGGUGCAUUUCUUGCCCUUCAAUCCAGUGGACAAGAGAACUGCUUUAACAUAUAUUGACAACAAUGGCAACUGGCAUCGUGCCAGCAAGGGAGCUCCUGAGCAGAUUUUGGACCUUUGUAACUCUAAGGAAGAUGUCAAGAGAAAGGUUCACGCAAUGAUUGAUAAAUACGCCGAGCGUGGGUUGAGAUCAUUGGCUGUCGCUAGACAGGAAGUACCAGAGAAAUCAAAAGAGAGCCUUGGUGGCCGAUGGGAAUUUGUAGGAUUGCUACCCCUCUUUGAUCCUCCCAGGCAUGAUAGUGCUGAGACCAUCCGUAGAGCUCUCAACCUUGGUGUAAAUGUUAAGAUGAUCACUGGGGAUCAAUUGGCUAUUGCUAAGGAGACUGGCCGUAGGCUUGGAAUGGGAACAAACAUGUACCCAUCAGCAUCUUUACUUGGUCAAGACAAGGAUUCAGCCAUUGCUUCACUUCCAGUAGAAGAAUUGAUCGAGAAGGCAGAUGGAUUUGCUGGAGUAUUUCCUGAGCACAAGUAUGAAAUUGUGAAAAAGUUGCAAGAGAGAAAGCACAUUGUGGGAAUGACUGGUGAUGGUGUCAACGAUGCUCCUGCUUUGAAGAAGGCAGAUAUCGGAAUUGCUGUUGCAGAUGCUACUGAUGCAGCACGAGGUGCUUCUGAUAUCGUGCUCACUGAACCAGGUCUAAGUGUUAUCAUUAGUGCUGUGUUGACCAGUAGAGCUAUUUUCCAGAGGAUGAAGAAUUACACAAUAUAUGCAGUUUCCAUCACUAUCCGUAUUGUGUUUGGUUUCAUGUUUAUUGCUCUGAUAUGGAAGUACGACUUCUCUGCAUUUAUGGUUUUGAUCAUUGCCAUCCUAAACGACGGAACCAUUAUGACAAUCUCAAAGGAUAGAGUGAAACCAUCUCCAAUGCCCGAUAGCUGGAAAUUGAAAGAAAUCUUUGCAACUGGUGUUGUUCUUGGAGGUUACCAGGCACUGAUGACUGUUGUUUUCUUUUGGGCCAUGCAUGACACUGAUUUCUUCUCGGACAAAUUUGGUGUUAAGUCUCUUAGGAAUAGUGAUGAAGAAAUGAUGUCUGCUUUGUACCUGCAAGUGAGUAUUAUCAGCCAGGCUUUGAUUUUUGUGACCCGUUCACGCAGCUGGUCCUUCGUUGAACGCCCGGGAAUGCUGUUAGUUAUUGCUUUCAUGAUUGCCCAGCUGGUUGCCACUUUAAUUGCUGUAUAUGCCAACUGGGCUUUUGCAAGAGUCAAAGGAUGUGGCUGGGGAUGGGCUGGUGUCAUCUGGCUUUACAGCAUUGUUUUCUACUUCCCACUUGACAUAAUGAAAUUUGCCAUCCGCUACAUCUUAAGUGGUAAGGCUUGGAAUAACUUGCUCGAUAACAAGACUGCUUUCACCACCAAGAAAGACUAUGGUAAAGAAGAGAGGGAAGCUCAAUGGGCACUUGCUCAGAGAACUUUACAUGGGCUUCAACCACCAGAAGCCACAAAUCUCUUCAAUGAGAAGAACAGCUACAGGGAACUGUCUGAAAUCGCCGAACAAGCAAAGAGGAGAGCAGAGAUGGCCAGGCUUCGCGAGCUGCAUACUCUCAAGGGUCACGUUGAGUCAGUGGUGAAGCUGAAAGGUCUGGAUAUCGAAACGAUCCAGCAGCAUUAUACAGUUUGAGAAAGCUUAAUGAAUCUUACACAAGAAAGGGAGAGGCAGGAUGAGAAAUCCAAUGUUAAUUAGAGAACAAAGAGAAGCUUUUGGCCUUGACCAGAUAAAAAAAUUUGUCUAGAUAAAGGGGGAAAACUUUUAUCUUCUGUGAUCUUCCCCCCCAUCUAUUUUUACUUAACUUCGUUAUGUAUUUUGAAGCGCCGCCCAUUGAAAGGGAUUGUGUCCAAGUUUUUUCCAACAUUUUAAUGGUGAAGUGACAUCUCCUUGUAACAACAGUUCUCUUCCAAUUUCACCCCCUCUUUCUUUUUUCCUUGUUUUUUCAUUUGAUGAGAAUGUCUCUCAGUUUUUUGCACAUUCACUGGUGUAUGUUACCCUUCAUGAAAAUGAUAUGAGUGAAUAAUGGGAUUUCUUUUCUUGUUAA
Nicotiana tabacum (common tobacco) is the source of this 3521-nucleotide messenger RNA. Its product is annotated as plasma membrane ATPase 4-like. Gene Ontology annotation, cellular component: membrane. Lineage: Eukaryota; Viridiplantae; Streptophyta; Magnoliopsida; Solanales; Solanaceae. The record is from RefSeq and is a predicted model, not a curated record. Gene Ontology annotation, molecular function: ATP binding; P-type proton-exporting transporter activity; ATP hydrolysis activity. Gene Ontology annotation, biological process: proton export across plasma membrane.